AUGAAACCUAUUAAUACUUUUGUUUUGUUAGUAGCCUACACUUUACUUCUUUAUAUUCAACAAGCUUUUACUAUUGCUUAAGAUAGUUAAAUUCAAUGCCCUUAUUUAAAAUCUUUUAACAAUAUUUGCCAUUCUGGAAAAAUUAAUGGAGCAGUAUACGAAUAAAAUAGCUCUUUACUUUUCUCUUAUGGUGAAAACUCAGAAAUAAUAAUAUGGAAUUUGUCUAAGAACCAUUAUGCAAGAGUUAUAAAUACUUCUUAAAGCUCAAUAGUAGCACUUAAGCUAGAUAAAUUCAAUCAAGCAAUCUUAACUUUGCUUAAUGAAAAUGGAGAGCUAAUUAAUAUAAAUUAUUUAACAUAGUAAUAAACUAUAACAAAUUUACCGAAUUUAAACUAAAAAAAUAAAAAGAUACUCUAAAAUGAGAUCAGCGAAUUUCACCCUUGCUUGCCUAUAAUAUACUUUAAGUUAUUAUAAAACCAAAUAGAAAUAUAUGAUUACAUGAAUGAUUAAGUCUUAACAAAUAUAUCUUUUGGAUAGGAUGAUAAUAUAGAAGGAUUAAAUAUGUUUACAGACUGUAAUAAUUAGAGUAAUUAAAUUGACUUUAUUUGGUCUAAAUAGAACUAUUUGAGAGUCAUAAGCUAUUUCUAAAAUAGUAAUGGAAGAAUUAAUUUUUAAUUAGUUGAUCUUACUUUGAGGAAUAGUAUUUAUUAAGUAAUAAGUGCAAGUAAUGUCAUUAAUUAACUAUUUAUUUAUUUAUCAGAAGAAGGAACAGUUGAAAUAAUAAAAGCUUACUGCACCACAAACCAAAUAUAAUUAAAAUAAUACUCAAAAGAUUUAAAUGUUAUACCAUCUUAAUUCUUAAUUAUUUAAUAAAGAAACGAAACUAUUUUUUGGCUAUCACAGAAUAGUUUGUUGAUAUAUUCUUUGAUAACAUUUGAUGAAAAAUAAUCACUUCUGAUAAAUCCAAUAAAAAAUGAUAUAAGACAAUAUAUAUUAAUCAAUAAUUAAAAGUAGUUUGCUGCUGUGGAUAAUGAGGGAACAAUUUAUCUUUUCAACGUUCCUACUGUUGGAAGAGAUUGGGAAGAAUUUUACUUUGAUCCAUUCAAGACAGUCUCUUUAUCAAGUGAUGUUGUUUUUUAAAUAUAAAACUGGGGUAAUUUUAUUAUCGCCUAUGCUAAAAAUAAUUUGGAAAAAGAAUAUUUGAUUGCUUAUGACAUUUAAAAUAAUACAAUAUCCUAAUUGUCUUGCUUAGAAAAUAAUAACCUUAGCACAAAAAUUGAUAAUUUAUCAGGUCCUUUAGAUAUUCAUGGAAUAAUGAUUGAUGAAACCAUGAAGCUCUUUAUAAGCUAUCACAACUCCUAUGUAAAAAUUUGGAAUUAUCAAAAUAAACAAUUACUUAUGGAAGCCCAUUUUACUGAAUAAGGAUAAUAUUAACAAGCAAUUAGUUUAUUAGAUAAAGGAUUUAUCAUAUUUAUAAAUUAAAAAACAAAGAUGUUUUUUUGGGAUUAUUUUUCUGGUAAAAUAAAGACUGAAUAUUUAUUUGAUUAGUAAUUGAAUCAAUUCUUAUUGCUGAAUGAAAAACUAGAUAUAAAUAGCUUAGUUUCAUUUAAUAGUUAAAGACUUUAUAAAUUUUAGAUCAACUUAAACUAGGAUUUAGAUAAAAAUAUAUCUCUAAAUAUAUUAGAGUUUUUUAUAGACAUAACAUCAAAUCAGAGUUAGCAGACUGCGUUUUAUUGA
Tetrahymena thermophila SB210 is the source of this 1737-nucleotide messenger RNA. Its product is annotated as transmembrane protein, putative. The record is from RefSeq and is a predicted model, not a curated record. The transcript has 4 exons. Gene Ontology annotation, molecular function: protein binding. NCBI's taxonomy places the organism in Eukaryota, Ciliophora, Oligohymenophorea, Hymenostomatida, Tetrahymenidae.